Messenger RNA from Salarias fasciatus (jewelled blenny), 2295 nucleotides. Its product is annotated as NXPE family member 3-like. The transcript has 9 exons. NCBI's taxonomy places the organism in Eukaryota, Metazoa, Chordata, Actinopteri, Blenniiformes, Blenniidae. The record is from RefSeq and is a predicted model, not a curated record. The coding region runs from base 160 to 2019 and encodes 619 amino acids.
GAAGUCCACGACGCGUCUCUGCGUGCGCGCUCUGCCUCAGACUAAUGACCCUCGCUGCAGGACAUCCUGAAGAUACGAAGCAGUUGUGUAGUUGGAGCCGCAGCAAUGAGCUGCAGGUUUUUAUUUCCGCUCUGAGGUUGACCUUUACUCCUGGGACGCAUGUCGUCCCUACACUCACAGCCACUUCCUGGAAGUCACCACUGUCCGCCGCAGGAUGGGGCAAAGAUUCUGUCUCGUCUGAAUUUGCUCCCUCCAGAAGAACUUGUUCCAAGUCCUGCAGCAGCUGAAGUGGUCAGAGUACUCCACUGUACCCAGAGACCACCCAUCAUGGAGGUCAGACCCUGUCAAAGGCACAACGUCAUCAGAUUUGUUUUCCCAAAGUACGGCCGCAUCUUCCUGUUUUUGAUUGUGUGUGUUCUGAUCUUCAUGCUGUUCUCUACGGACAUCACAGAGAAUAAAUCCAAGCCCAUUAUCAACACUCCAGGAAGUGUCACCAGCCGCCACAGCUUGUGCAGCUUUCGACCGAUUUCCCCUGAAGAGGCUCUCGAGGAAAAAUCCAUACUUAAGUCCAUUACUUGGCCGAAAUCUCCAUCUCUGGGACCUUAUUAUACUCUGAGAAGUACCAGCCACCCAGCCUGUAGCAAUUUCACCAUUCUCCCAAGAAGAGGAGGAGGAAGCUGGCGCAUCGGGGAUCAGCUCGAAGUCUUGAUCCAAAUACGGGACUACCACUGCCGCCCCAAGAAGUAUGGCGGGGACGUCUUACUGGCUCGUCUUCACAGUCCUGCUCGUGAGGCCGGUGUGGCAGGAAGAGUGGUGGAUCACCUCAAUGGAACCUACUCUGCCGUCUUCCCCCUACUCUGGAGAGGAACUGCAAAGGUUGAGGUGACGCUGGUUCACUCCAGUGAGGCAGUCAAAGUGCUGAGCAGGCUGACCAGCGAACACCCCGAUCGGAUAUUCUUCAAGAGCCUCUUCCGCUCGGGCUCGGAGACUCACUUCGCCGUGUGCAACGUCUGCCUGCGGCCGAGCCGCGCUCCGCUGUGCAACUACACCGACGUCCGCACGGGCGAGCCCUGGUUCUGCUACAAGCCGAAGAAUGUCAGCUGUGACGCCAGGAUCAAUCACUCCAAGGGAGGAUUCGAACAGAAACUCAGGCUUAACGAAGAGAAUCUCUUCGUAAGUGACGUCAACAUGAAGGUCCCCAUUCUGACGACAGGAUCAUCUCGUGUGUUCACAAAGCCCGACAUGCUCGGUAAACGUAUUUCCGUGAUGAGCAGCAGCAGAUGGAGACCUUCUGGUUUUUACUACCACGGUGUGUGGAGAUCACUCGGUGGAGCUGCGGUUCAGCAGUUCACCCCCGAGCAGAUGACUCGGUGUCUUCAAGGCAAGAAGGUCCUCAUGUAUGGAGACUCCACCAUCCGGCAGUGGUUCGAGUACCUGAAUCAAACGUUGCCAGCUAUCAGGCAGUUUGACCUGCACACCUCGAAGCAGACCGGACCCCUGAUGGCCAUGGACUACACCAACAACAUCAUGGUGACGUUCCGCUGCCACGGCCCCCCAAUUCGUUUUGGCCUAGUCCCGAUCGGUGAGCUGCGUUACAUAGCCAACGAGCUGGAUAGUGUUAUCGGAGGCAGCGACACCGUCAUAGUUCUUGGCAUAUGGUCGCACUUCAGCACUUUUCCCAUGGAGGUCUACAUCCGACGGUUGAUGAGCAUCCGCAGGGCGGUCGUACAGCUUCUGGCCAGAGCUCCGGAGACUGUGGUCAUCGUACGAACCGCAAACCUCAAAACUUUGACGCUCUACGAGACGCUGACCAACAGCGACUGGUACUCAAUGCAGCGUGACAAGGCGCUCCGAGCCGUGUUCAAAGGUACCGGCGUUCAUCUAGUGGACGCCUGGGAGAUGACGCUCGCUCACCACCUGCCACACAACCUCCACCCAGAUCGUCCCAUCAUUAAAAACAUGAUCAACGUGCUUUUAUCAUAUGUCUGUCCAGCAAUCCAUCCGUCCAUCAAUUUUUAACCACUUAUCCAAGACCGGGUCGCAGGGGAAGCAGUCUAAGCAGGGAUGCCCAGACUUCUCUGUCCCCAGACACUUCCUGCAGCUCUUUAGGAGGAUACAAGGUGUUCCCAGGCCAGCCGAGAGACAUAGUCUCUCUAACGUGUCCUGAGUCCCUGGAGUCUCCUCCCAGUGGGACAUGCCCGGAACGCCUUCCCAGAUAAGCGUCCAGGAGGCAUCCUAAAAAGGUUCCUGAGCCGCCUCAGCUGGUUCCUCUCGAUGUGGAGGAGUAGCGACUCU